This is a messenger RNA of Orussus abietinus, 989 nucleotides long. RefSeq names its product BBSome-interacting protein 1-like (gene BBIP1). Gene Ontology annotation, biological process: cilium assembly; receptor localization to non-motile cilium. The transcript is spliced from 2 exons. The record is from RefSeq and is a predicted model, not a curated record. Bases 618 to 851 code for a protein of 77 amino acids. Gene Ontology annotation, cellular component: BBSome. Lineage: Eukaryota; Metazoa; Arthropoda; Insecta; Hymenoptera; Orussidae.
GCCCGAGAGCAAUCUCCCAACUCAUCUCUGUCCAUACUGUCGCUCAUGGAACUGAUACCCUAAGGAAUGUGCAUUUUUAGACUGGAGUAACCGUUCCGUGCAACACGAACAAACCCCUUACCUUCUUGCAUACGUCAGUAAUGACAAUUCUGUUGAUUUCUGCUGUUUCUCAUUGUGAUGGCGAUUUCUCUUAUCGCUCGACAUGUUCGUAAGAAAUUCAUGUUGCGUAGAUUAAUGCUGUAAGUGAAGCUAAGUGUUACUGUGUGGUUGUAUUCUUGGAGCUAAUUAUCUAAAUUUAUAAGGUGAUCAAGACAUGUUUUAAGGGUGGUCAAGGUUUGAUCAGCAUACAGUUUAAUGGAUACACUUAUGUGUCAUCUACUGUAGGAUUGUUUUGAUACUGGGCAAUGUUCGAUUUUGUACAGCCAUGUAAUUUAGGUCACGUCAAAAAUGCAAAAGAAAAAUCUUGUCAGUGAACAUUAAUCGACAAAGUGUUACCGGUGUUUAGAAUAUUAAAGUGUAGAGCAGAGGAUAGAGCUGUGUAAAGUGCUUAAGAAAUUAUGAGCUUAUGGAACGAACGUAGAUUAUUGAGCCAAUUGGGUUAAUAGAGUCAGAAGAAUAUGUCUGAAACUACAGAGAAAACAGAAGAAGAAGUUGGCUUUGUUCUUCCAGAUGACUUAAAUACUUUAGUCUAUAACCAGGAAGUUGUAGAUUACGUACUUUGCAAACCAAAACUGAUGCCACUGAAAUCUAUGACGUUACAGAAACUUGAAAAAAUGCAAAAAGAUGCCGAACUCAAACUGAAAGAAGCUAGAGAAUUGGAUGAUAAUACUAAUUCUAGUAAACAGUCCUAAUCACUUAAACGUUUACAUUCAUUUGUUCAACCAAGGAUGAAAAAGUAACAAAAUGUCUGUACGACCACUGCUAGUAGAAGUUAUAUUUGAAUUUUGUCUGGCAGCAUUUUUGUUGUAUAAAUAUGGAAAUGUUUUUCG